UCAACUGUCAAAGCCAGACGGGUAGACACCCAAUUCAGACAGAAAUUAAUUUGCUAUUUGCUUCACUUGACUUGUUUUUGUGUAAUUUUAGUUAUUAAUCGUACUUAAUACUUGUAUUUUAUUGGUUGUUUUGUUAAUAUCUACUUUAAUAAACGUAAUAUUAGGUAAAAACAACACGUCAUAUCGUAUCACUGAUGUUGUUUAAGUGAAUUUAUGCAGUCAUCUAGCAAAUUCACACUCUAAGAGAGACUUGCCUAGUCUUGAAAAGAAGAUGGAUUCUCAACCAGAUACAUUUAAUGAGUCAGUGACAACUAUCUUGGAGCGUAAAGUCCGUGGCUGGUUAAGCGGAGUGAUUGAUGACAUGCGGCGAAGCAGCCCCGUGCAGCAGUGGCUAGAUUCACUACCGGCGGAACCUGAAGUAGAAAACCAAAAUGGUGUCCCAACAUUAGACAAAGAAAAUCAAGAUGAACAGAAUACAGCAUCUAAUUCAGACACAAAAUCAGAUGAGAACAAAGCAGAAGAAUCUGUAACAGAAAACACAGUGAUAGAAGCAAACCAUGAUUAUGGUGACAAAAAAGACCUAAUUGAUGAAGUCUUUCAUGACGAUAAGUCUUUAGAUGUUCCUGAGAGUAGGGAGGUAGGGAAGAGAAAAUCCUUAGAAAGUGCAGCACUGACGAGCACACCUAAAAAUAGAAAUGUGAAGAAAAAACUUCAAAGAGAUAAUUCUAUUCAAUCUGAAGGCUAUGCAUGUAAAUUUAAAAAUCCAUUGUUCAGAGAUCAUUCCUUACAGUCUGAUGGCAGCGGAUCAAGCGGAAGUUCCGUCUUAAAUGUAUUAGGAGCUAGAAAAGUUGAUGCAGAAACCGUACUACUUGGUCUCGGAUUUGGGCCAAGUGAGAAACAACAGAAAUUACAAAGAAUUCCAGAUAGAUUUCUAGUGCCAUCGAAACUAAAAGGAAUUAGCACAGAACAGUUUAUCAAAAAUGAGCAACAUUCAAUGCGAAUGCACGACUGUGGAAUUUUUGGUUAUAGGGGCCUUACUGAACACUGUACUCCUGUCUGCCGUUUUAUGAAGCCGUUACCACCAUUUUAUCAUAAAGCAUACCAAGUUCCAGAAAUUGCUGUGCAGGAAUCCCCAUGUUCCACCGUCGACAAUUGUAGCUAAAAUUAUAGACUGUAUCCUCCAAGACGACGUUUGCCGGGAGGAGGCGUUAAUGAAAGCGCGCCACUCGAUCGCUGACCUGCGCAGUUCGGGGGUGAUUCAAGCGCACCUAGCGGCGAGAUUACGAAGUACUUGAUUUUUCAAAUACCCUCCAUUAUGACCAAAGUUAAUGAAAUUUAAUUUAAAACACACACCUAUCCAAAUGACACACAAUAACAAGUAUAAUAAAUGUAAUUAUUUUUCGCCAAUAAUGAUGUAGGUAUAGAUAGGGUGGGUUUUUACUAUUUCUGCUACAAUAUUAGUAGAAGAUCCGAAUUAGAAACGACCUUCACCCAUCUGCUUAAUGAAUGAGAAGUGUAUUAUAUCAAAGGACAUGUCCCGAAAUGGGCCUUUAUUAUUUUAUUUUUUACCGAAGACAGAAUUGUUGCUUAAUAAACAAUUUUCAGAAAUUUUGAAACCAGCAUUAAUUAAAUAAAUAGUUCUAUGUUUCGCUCCCUUGUCUACAAAUUAAGGUUUUAAGCCCUAUAUUUUAUGUUCCUUUAAGAUAAAAAUAAUUUGUUCUGCUUCGUUGACACUCGGAAUAAAGGCCCAGCCUCCAUAUAAAUUUGGGACAUGUCCUUUAGAAUGUUAAAAUAUAUGUUGCGUGAAACUACCACUCAUGAUAUUUAUUAAUGGUUAAUAUUAGUUUUCAGGAAAUUUUUAUGCUCUACUAACUCGCAACAUAUUUUUUAACAUACUAAAUUUGAUAUAAAACACUAAUCUUAUAUUAGACUAUAAAAAAAUUGUCAUUUUUAUCAACUAGAUUCAUAUUUAAGAUUAAAUGCAGCGUGUGUUCACCUCAUCCUAUUUAAACAUACACGUAUUUUUGACAUCCUUAGUGAACGGUGGGUUUACAAGAAAGGGUUCGAUCCCCGUCUGGGCCGAUUGAGUUUCUUAAUUGACCCAGGUCUGAUUGGUGGGAGACUUCGACCGUGGCUAGCUGCCACCCUAGAAAUCGUAAGGGGUGUGGAUUUUCAUCCUCCUCCUAUUUAGUUAGCCCGCUUCCAUUUUAGAUUGCAUCCUCACUUGCUAUCAGGUAGUCAAGGGCUACCUUGUAAAGAAUUUUAAAAAAUACGACGAAUUAAAAGACAAGCAGUUCAACUGCUUUGAUCUAUUCUUUUAUUAGGUAUUUCCUUAUAGUGAUUACCUACUAUUACUGAUUCUCUACAACUUAAUAUUUCCUUGUUUGAGUGAACUCACGCACGCCAUUGCAAAUAAUGAUCUUUUUGUUAGCAAUAUUGUCCUUGGUUUCAAAUCUUAUGUAGAAUAAUAAGAUGACAUUCAAAAUUGACAUUUCAAACAUGAAAAUUACCAAGAAUUGAAAAACAAAUGAUACACAAACAAAUAUGAUCUUCGAGGCAUUCUUAAUAUAAAAUUGCUUACUAUAUUAUUUAAUUUAAUGACGUAAUACACUACCUGUUUAAAAUUAGACUGAUGAUGAAAUCUCACUUAAAAUGUUUGUACUUUUGAAAGAAUAUUUAUAUUUUUUUUGAGGUAGGUACUUCGCUGUCAGUGCCCAGAACCACCAAUCAAAAUAAUAUAAGAUGACGUAAUACUUAUUUAAAAGAAAAGGACGUUUAUUUCAAAAUUUUCUUUCUAAAUAUUAAAUAAGUUCGGAGAAAAAUCUGGCACAAAUAAUGUUUUUAUUAAUAAAUAUUGUAGGAGAUACUUAAUCAAAGAUACUUAAAUUUUUACUUAAAAUAAUAUAUUUUUUAAAUACUUAAUAAUGCCAAUCUAUUCUUAGAUAUACUAUAUUUAUUAAAUAAAUAAUAACUCAGCAUAAUAUCAUAAAUAAAUGAAGUUGAAGAUUCCUUAAAAGGGCUUUAGCUUCAGUCCUAUUUAUAUUUCUAUAGUGUAAACAAUAGUUUCAUUGUUUACUUCAUGACUAAUUCCUAGUGUGGUCACAACCCUUAUAUAUGAGGAACACCACUAAAGGAAGAAUUCCUACAGAUAAUGUAAUGGUCAACUAAUUAGGGACAACUGGUACUUAACGCAGUGCAUGUUAAUUAAGGCAAAGUUAUCAUUCUUUGUACUUAUAUUGUUUUUGAAACUAAUUAAAUAUUUAUGGCUCAUUUAAUUCACUGGCAAUUUAAAAGAUAAGCUGUUAGAUAAACUAUUCCUACGCAAGUGUUUUAUUCGCUUUACUUUACGUAUUUUUAACCGAUUUCAAAAAAAAAUAUUUUAUUUUUUUUCAUUUUAUUAUUAAGAAUCAAUAUCAAUACGUGAUUUUUUUACAAGUUAAAAAUGUCAAGUAUUGAUCAAAAGUAUUAAUAUUAUUUAACUUUUUUGAAACCCAAGCAAUACAUACUUAUUUGUUCCUAAAUUUUUACACAGUUAAUAGAUUAAAAAUUAUAAAUUCUUAAAUUGAUCCAUGCUUGGAUGUAAAACAGAAAAUCCCUUCUUCAAAAAUAUAAUCAGAAACGUAUGGUAAGAGUAUAUAAUUUUUAUUUACUUAUGAACAUUAAAUAUAUGUAUGUUAGGUAUCUAAAAAGAGCCGUGAUAGCCCAGUGGAUAUAACUUCUGCCUCCGAUUCCGGAGGGUGUGGGUUCGAAUCCGGUCCGGGGCAUGACCCUCCAACUUUUCAGUUGUGUGUAUUUUAAGAAAUUAAAUAUCACGUGUCUCAAUCGGUGAAGGAAAACAUCGUGAGGAAACCUGCAUACCAGAGAAUUAUCUUAAUUCUCUGCGUGUGUGAAGUCUGCCAAUCCGCAUUGGGCUAGCGUGGUGGACUAUUGGCCUUAUCCCUCUCAUUCUGAGAGGAGACUCGAGCUCAGCAGUGAGCCGAAUAUGGGUUGAUGACGACGAGGUAUCUAUAAAUAAUAAACCUAAUUAGUUUACCACACAGUUAUAUUAUGGCCAAUCUAAUUAGAAAAUGCAUUCUAAUUAUUAUUAAUUAUAAACAUAUCAGAACAUUUCUAUGUAUAUUAUAUAUAACGACACCGGAAUGUGUUCCCUGUCAAUGUUUAUUAUAAUUACGUUACCCACAUUAAUUAUACCCACAAUAUUAGAGUAAACAGUAAAAUUUUUAUAGUAUGGUAUUACAAUUAAACUUUGUUAUAAUAUUUUAUUUGCUUGUAAAUACGUAUUUUAAAAUGUCGUUAAUUGUUAGUGUCAUUGUUAGUUUAGUUUAUAUAAUGUUGUAGACUUGGCUGUGUUAAGUCAUAAUUAACUAUAUUGAAUGAGUUUUAAAAUGAUUAUUAAUUAAUAUUGUUUUAUGUAUAUAUUAAAGUAAUAUAAUAUUGACUAAAGUCGUAGUAUUUUAAAGUCAAUAUCAAUUUAGGUAAAUUUUACUCGGAACAAUUAAUAUAAUAAUGAAAUAUAUCAAAAUGGCGAAACUAGUGGUAAUUAAAGAAACCGUUUCGGUUCAAUUUUACCUAAUAGUUAAUUAAAAUUAUUUUGUGUGUUCAUAUAAAAAAAAAAUGUUAUCUAUUCUUUUUUCUUCUUCUUCUCGUAUCUGUACAAUCUCUACAAUAUUCUUUAUAAUAUAAUAAUUAUAGAAUAAUCUGAUUAUGUCACUGUUUUUUUUGCUCUAUUAGGUAAAUGUAUACCUACCCACUCUCUCUGUAUUUUUAUUACUUAUUUAUUCCGUAUUUUUUACAUAAUGAUAUAGAAAAUAUAAUAUAUUUAUAUGUAUAUCUUUUACAAAUUAAUUGGAAGAAAAUCUACGAAUAAUAUUUCCAAACAAAAUACUUAUCUACUAUUAUUUUAUUAUUCUAUAGAUUUCCUAGAUAUAAUAUUUACUAUCUGACGGAAUAUAAAAUAUUUUUGCUAGUAGGUAAAAUAUAAGUACCUACGCCUUGUGCCUUAUGCAAAAAUGUUAACAUAUUAAUCUAUUUUAAAAUAAUAUAUUGUACCUACCUUUAUAUUAUAUUGAUUAUUUAUAUUGUUAUCUUAGAUUCAUACAAUAAGUACUUAUAUUUAAAAGUCACUUUCCGUAGUUUGCUCAUUUUGUGUUACUUGAAAAAUUGUUACAUCUGCAUAAUUAUCAUUAUAAGUUGAUUUUAUUCUUUGUUGAUUGUGUGAAUAAUAUGAGGAUGCGAUACAAAAUAUAUUCCUAUUUCUCGAAAA
This is a messenger RNA of Bicyclus anynana (squinting bush brown), 5263 nucleotides long. RefSeq lists its product as uncharacterized. The transcript is spliced from 7 exons. Bases 272 to 1162 code for a protein of 296 amino acids. Lineage: Eukaryota; Metazoa; Arthropoda; Insecta; Lepidoptera; Nymphalidae. The record is from RefSeq and is a predicted model, not a curated record. Gene Ontology annotation, molecular function: signaling receptor binding.